UUAUUGGCCCAGUCAUCUUCUCGACUACGCACUACCGCAGCCACGCCUCAUCAGCGACUCAGCCCAUUGCUCCACUGACCACCGUCCGACCGGCGACCGUCGUCCAGUCAUCCGACACUCCGGCAAGUCGGCACAACUUGCAAUGCUCAGUUUGAGCAGGAAACCUUGUCGCCAUAUUCUGUCACUUGCCAUCUUAGUCCAUCAGUGGAAACUUUAGUACAAUUAUAGAAGAUUAGAUACAAAAGCUUUAGUCUCACAGCUAUGGCAGCCAUGGAAGGAGUAGUGGGAGCUCAGGAUCAACAACCAUCACAACAGCCACCAGCACGGGUUGUGGAGAAGCUGAACCCUGCUGUUCAACAGCAGCUGAACCUGGAGUCUGUAAAGAUUCGAGCUACCAGCCUCUUCAAAGCCAUCUCUCGCAUCCUUGAGGACUUUGACGCCAUAGCUCGCACAAAUGCUGUUCCUAAGUGGCAAGAUAUUUUAGGGCAGUUUUCUAUGGUGAAUUUGGAGCUGUUUAAUAUAGUUGAAGACAUCAAAAAGGUUUCCAAGGCGUUCGUUGUACAUCCUAAGAAUGUUAAUGCUGAGAAUGCUGCAAUUCUACCUGUUAUGUUGUCAUCAAAGCUGUUGCCUGAGAUGGAAAUCGAAGACAACUCUAAAAGGGAGCAAUUGCUCCUCGGCAUGCAAAACCUCUCUGUUGCUUCACAGAUUGAGAAGCUGAAGACCCGAAUUGAUAUGAUUGGAGCAGCUUGUGAAAGUGCUGAAAAGGUCAUAGCUGAUACACGUAAGGCCUACUUUGGCACUCGGCAGGGGCCAACAAUUCUCCCAACUAUAGACAAGGCGCAAGCUGCAAAAAUCCAGGAACAGGAAACAUUACUCCGAACUGCUGUAAAUCAGGGAGAAGGGUUACGAGUACCUGCAGACCAAAGGCAGAUCACUUCUUCACUUCCUGUUCAUUUGGCGGAUAUUCUCACUGUCAGUGAUGGACACCAAGCUUUUAAUGAUUCAUCAGGAAUGUAUCUGAAAAAUACACCUCCGCUCACAUCAAGUACCACUAGUGGCCAGGGAGCUUUGUUACAGCCUUCUGGAGCACAACUCAUCGGAAGGACAGCAGCUUCUCCUGGUCCGUCCGGGACUACCUCAUUUGAUACCAUGACAGCAUCUCCUUUACAAUAUGCCAACUCACCUAGAUCUGGGACAAACAUGAUGAACACACCAUCUCCUCAACAACAGUCACAUCAACAGCCAACACAGCAACAGCAGCAGCAGCAGCAAAGGCAGAAAAUGAUGCAGUUACCUCAACAUCAGCAACAACUCCUUGCUCAGCAGACAUUUAGGCAAUCCUCAAUGACUGGAUUGAAUCAAAACCAGCUCGCACAGCUGCAUGAUCUGCAGCAGGGUCAGAGUCAGCAGAAGUUUCAAUCGAUGCACGGUCAACCUCAAAUGCAAUUUUCUCAGCCACUUGGAGCCCAGCAGUUUCAGGGAAGGCAGCUUGCUUCAGGUGCUAUUCAGCAUGCUAUGAGUCAGAACCAACUCAACCAAGGAAAUCAGCUAAAUCGGCAUCUCAACCAAUUUUCUGGCCCUAUGAAUAGUGCAUUAUUUAAUCCUGCUCAGAGUACACCAACAUCUCAGAUGAUUUCAAAUAUGCCAACAAUGAUGUCGUCACAGUCUCUUUUGCCAAGAGUGCAGUUUGGAAUGCCUGGUGGCAAUCGGACCCUGGCUGCUCCAAAUUUAAGUGAUCAAAUGUUUAACAUGGGGGCAACCAAUCCCGGCAAUAUGAUGCAAAUGCAACAGCAGCAACAGCAACACGGGUCAUUUGGAAAUAUGGCUCAAAAUCUACAACAGAUGCCUCUUCAAAACGUUCCCCAGAAUCAUCCCUCCUAUCAGCAACAGAGGCCUCAAGGCCAACAGUGAUGCAUCAACCGCAAAUAUUCUACAAGUUAUACUCGCUUGUUAGAUGCCUCAAGGCCAACAUCAUACAGUGUUUACUGCCAUGCUUCCAAAGCUAACAUUAAUAUCACCGUACGUGGUACAGUUUCUUAGGCGUUUUGAGUUUUGUUUUUCUUAACCUUGAUAAAUCAUGGUUGCUGUAAAUUGCAUUUGGUCGGAUUUGACCUGUUGUAGUUCCCCAUUUUGCAGUUUGUGGUAUACACUAUGCAUAUAUUCUACCUUGUGACUACAAGCUAAUUAGCUAAGGUGAAUUUGAAGCAUUUAUGGGCUCAAAAGAACAUUGUAGACUAUAUGGAAUCAUUGACUGAUUGAAAUCCAAUGACUCUGGCAACCUGCCACCAAAACAAAACAGGAUCUUUUACCUACAAAAA
Molecule: messenger RNA, 2318 nt
Organism: Ipomoea triloba (trilobed morning glory)
Lineage: Eukaryota; Viridiplantae; Streptophyta; Magnoliopsida; Solanales; Convolvulaceae
Product: mediator of RNA polymerase II transcription subunit 8
Exons: 13
Coding region: 262-1911 (549 amino acids)
Cellular component (GO): mediator complex
Source: RefSeq, a predicted model, not a curated record